This is a messenger RNA of Caenorhabditis elegans, 1166 nucleotides long. It is a transcript of the gene fbxa-150, whose product is annotated as F-box domain-containing protein. The record is from RefSeq and is marked reviewed. Lineage: Eukaryota; Metazoa; Nematoda; Chromadorea; Rhabditida; Rhabditidae. Bases 24 to 1115 code for a protein of 363 amino acids. The transcript has 5 exons.
UUUCAGAUUCUCAAGAAUUGGCUAUGAAGAACAAACCGGAUUUACCUUUGCACACAAAAUGCGACAAAAUGAGCAAAAAGAAAAAUCUCAAAAACAGAAAAUUCAGUCAAUGGCAAAAAUUGCCUGAGGAUAUUAUGAGAGAAGUACUGAAACAGCUGGAUUUUGAAGAUAGAAGCAUCAUCCGUCAAUGUUCACGCACAGAAAUGAUUUUGGCUGACAAAAUUCCAGAAAACUUGAACAGUAUCAAUUUUCUUGAAGGAUCCGACCCAACCAAUAAGAAAUAUUAUAUCUUCCUGGACAUUGACAAUAUUCCUAACAAAAAACUUAAAAAUUUCAAUCAAGAAACUAGGAUGGCCGUUGGAGUCGGGGCAGUUGAGACUUUCUGUCGAAUUUUCCGUAACAAAAACUCAAAUGCAAAACGAGUUGUGUUCGAAUUCCCAUUCCGAUCGACUCAUCGUUCAAUUAUGCCACUUUUGAUUUCAGAACUUGAAAAAUCCGAAAUUAUUAUCAAAGCUCGAGAAAUCGCAAUAGACUGCAAUGAAUCUACGUCGAAAUGGAUUCAAAAGCUCCUAAGCCGCUUCGAAAUGGAAUACCUAGAAAAAAUCACAAUGAAAUCGCUGAGUGGGAAGGUUUUUGACAAACUGAAAAUUACCGAUCAUUUCAAGAGAGCUAAAUCCUUGGAUCUUCACGCCAAGAAGAAUCCGAGGGGGUACACGCCUGGGGUAGAUCAAACUGUCGUAGUGGACUAUGCCAUGCUGAGCCACGUGGAGAAAUACAUGCUCACAGUGCAUCAGCUGGUACCGGAAGAUGCUUGGAAAGUGAUCAAGAACUUCCGCUCGAGACCCAACCUACCCAUUGGCUCGUUUUUCAACAUUGAGGUUGCUGUAAUCAUUGAUCACUUGCAAGUUUUGCGCCAAUUCGAUGUUCAGCCAAAGCAUCAGCCUCCUACAAUUGCCGCAUUACAAUUGAGCUACCCAGCCUACACUUAUCACGUGCAGUUCUUCGAUGUAGAGGACUCCAACAAUAUUCUCGUUGUCUCAAUCAGCAUAUUUGAUGUGACUGGAUCAAUUUGCAGCCGGGAUCAUAUUUGGGAAACGUUUCGAACGAAAUUUUAGUAAAUUUUAAUUAUAAGCACAAAUUGUUAUCAAUGAAUUAUUUUAUAUCAC